AGUGUGACCCUGACUCAGUUCCACUGUGCAGCUGACCGGCUCAACCCACUUGUCUUGGCCUCCUGCCCAGGCCAGGAGGAAACAGUCCGGCCUGGGAAGGAUUGGCUGGCACAGAAGAGCCCAGCCUCCCAUCAUUUCCUUUAGGUAAUGACUCAAAGACAAAGAGGCUGAGAAGAGAGAGAGGAGCUGUGGGAGACACACCGUUCCUGCGAGAAGGAUGCGACAUCUGGACCUAUCCUGGCUGGGGCUGGGGCCCAUGUCAGCCUCACCAUGGCUUCUCUUUUUCUUGGUUGGGGCUUCCUGGCUCUUGGUCCGCUGCCUCACCCAGAUCUUCACUUUGUAUGAAAAGUGUCGUCGUCUUCGUGGCUUCCCUCAGCCACCUAAGAGGAGUUGGUUUUGGGGUCACUUGGGCAUGUCCCCUCCCACAGAAGAAGGCAUGAAGGAGCUGACCGAGCUGGUGGCCACCUAUCCCCAGGGUUUUAUGACCUGGUUAGGUCCGAUAGUUCCCCUCAUCCAUUUAUGUCACCCUGACACCGUCCGAUCUGUCGUCACUGCCUCAGCUGCUGUUGCCCCAAAGGAUGCCAUCUUCUACAGCUUCCUGAAACCGUGGCUGGGGGAUGGGCUCUUGGUGAGUGCUGGUGACAAGUGGAACCGCCACCGUCGUAUGCUGACACCCGCCUUUCAUUUCAACAUCCUGAAACCUUAUAUGAAGAUUUUCAAUGACAGCACCAACAUCAUGCACGACAAGUGGCUGCGCCUGGCGUCAGGGGGUAGCGCUCAUCUGGACAUGUUUCAGAACAUCAGCCUCAUGACCUUGGACACUUUGCAGAGAUGUGUCUUCAGCUUCAGCAGUAACUGUCAGGAGAAGCCUAGCAAGUACAUCGCUGCCAUCCUGGAGCUCAGUGCCCUCGUGGUGAAUAGAAACGAGCAGUUGCUUCUGCACAUAGACCCGCUCUACCGCCUCACACCUGAUGGAAUGCACUUCUACAAGGCCUGCCGCCUGGUGCAUGACUUCACUGAUGCCGUCAUCCAGAAGCGACGUCAGACUCUGCCCAGUCACGGCGGUGAUGAUGUCAUUAAGGCCAAGGCCAAGUCAAAGACUCUGGACUUCAUUGAUGUGCUGCUGCUAAGCAAGGAUGAAGACGGAAAGGCGUUGUCAGACGAGGACGUCCGAGCUGAGGCUGACACCUUCAUGUUUAGGGGCCAUGACACCACAGCCAGUGGGCUCUCCUGGAUCCUGUACAACCUAGCGAAACACCCUGAAUACCAGGAGCGCUGUCGGCAGGAGGUGAGGGAUCUUCUUAAGGACAGAGCAUCUACAGAGAUUGAGUGGGACGACCUGAACCAGCUGCCCUUCCUGACCAUGUGCAUCAAGGAGAGUCUGCGGCUGCAUCCUCCGGUCGCAAUGGUCUCCCGCUGCUGCACCCAGGACAUUUACCUCCCAGAUGGCAAGGUCAUCCCUAAAGGUGUCAUCUGUGUCAUCGAUAUUUUUGGAAUCCAUCACAACCCAACUGUGUGGCAGGACCCUGAGGUCUAUGAUCCCUUCCGCUUUGAUCCAGAGAACAUCCAGGAUAGGUCACCUCUGGCAUUUAUUCCCUUCUCGGCAGGACCCAGGAACUGCAUAGGACAGACUUUCGCAAUGAGCGAGAUGAAGGUGGCGCUGGCGCUCACACUGCUGCGCUUCCGCGUCCUGCCAGACGACAAGGAGCCACGCCGGAAGCCUGAACUGAUCCUGCGCGCGGAGGGAGGGCUGUGGCUGCGGGUGGAGCCGCUGAGCUUUGGUGCACACUGAUCCACCCACUUUGCCCCGGACUUCCUAAGCUCCCCACCAUGCCUGAGCCUUGGCUGCCUGUGUGGCAACUUCCUUCCUCAGCUGCCUUUCUCUCCUGCCUCCUCGACCCAUCUGACGUCCCCACCGCCUUACUUGUUUUCAGGACUUCUUUCCCAAAGAGAUACCUGGCAGCUGAAACUUGUUUUUGAAUAACACCCAAAUAACUUGACCUCACACAUUAGGGUCUGCUUCUGCAGAACAUACAUUCAGUGGCUCCAGCAAUCUUCACAGACAUACUGCUUCUAUGAGGUUCAGAGAGGCCAGUUUGUGUAUCCAAGAUCACCAGCUGGAGAAUGGAAAAUCCCGGUGUUUGGAGUUUCUAACCCAAAAUCACAUGCUCACAACUUUUGUAAAAGAUUUCCAGGGGCCAGGAGAUGGACAAUGGGUGUUUACAAACAAGUAGUUCCCUGACGAAUUUCAUGAAGGUAUCCAAACUAUGCCUUAUUCUGUCACAAAGUCAUACUGACAGACAGGAGUUCAGUGCUGGCUGUGUGGCAGGGAGGGUUGCGUUAGCCCUUUGCUCAGUUUAUGGCUUGUUUCAUGUUCAUAAAACAUUGAUAUGCCCUUUAAUUUGUAUGUAAGGAAACAUCAAAAUGAAUAGAAGUCUCCAAGGUCAUACAUCCUUUGUAAGAUGUGCGAGUCUCCUCUGUGUGCUGUGAUUAGCAUUAAUGAAUAAAGAAACUGCCUUGGCCUUGGCAGAACUUAGGUAGGCAGAGAAGAUGGAACUGAAUGCUGGGAGGAAGAAAGCAGAGUCAGAGAGAUGCCAUGGAGUGGCCAGAGUCAGACAUGCUGAACCAUUGCCGGUAAGCCACUGCCACGUGGUGAUAUACAGAUUAAUAGAAAUGGGCUAAAUUAAUAUGUAAGAGUUAGCCAAUAAGAAGCUAGAGCUAAUGGGCCAAGCAGUGAUUUAAUUAAUACAGUUUCUGUGUGGUUAUUUUGGUUCUGGGCAGCUGGGACAAACAAGCAGGCCCUCCUCCUACAACCAUGCAAUCUGUGUACUAGUCUUUGUUCAGAAAACACAUGUAUGAGUCCUGCCCAAUGUUAGGCAUGGCUUGAAAUAGGUUUCUUCUCAAAAUGUAAAUGAAAAUCAUACAGAAUAGUGAAUGUUAUAUGUGACAUCCAUCCUUCACGU
Messenger RNA from Alexandromys fortis (reed vole), 2963 nucleotides. Its product is annotated as cytochrome P450 4F4-like. Gene Ontology annotation, biological process: leukotriene B4 catabolic process; arachidonate metabolic process. Gene Ontology annotation, molecular function: arachidonate monooxygenase activity; iron ion binding; heme binding. The transcript is spliced from 14 exons. The coding region runs from base 218 to 1792 and encodes 524 amino acids. NCBI's taxonomy places the organism in Eukaryota, Metazoa, Chordata, Mammalia, Rodentia, Cricetidae. The record is from RefSeq and is a predicted model, not a curated record.